UAUGAAAAUAAAACCGGUUAUCAUUGCAAAUGCACAUUAAAUCAAUGCAAUCAACGUUGUAAAUAUGAAAUCAGCCGGUUUAUACGCAACUCACAUGCAUACACUGACUGAGAGAGCGCGAGAUAAUCGUUUCGGCGAUGGAAGACGAUCUUCAGUACCAGUUUGUAGCUCGGCAAGAUGCUUCCUCCCUGUUCCGUGAUAGUUGCAGCUCUCGGGCUUUUGUUGGUAACAGGAAGCGUAUUGAUACCUGGAGGCGAUAUUACUGCUCCCAAUAUACUGGAUGUAAUUCUACCCAACCGGAGAGAGUCGCUCACCGAUUGUUUCUUCCGGCACUUUAAGUAUGGCAAAAAUUCGAUCGUAAAACCUGCCAGUGGUCAACCAACUUACCUCAGGGAGUUUGCGCACAUGGCAGCGAUAGGAUGGACGCAGACCGGUGGCAGCAUUACGUGGAACUGUGGCGGGUCUUUAAUUUGGGAAAACUACAUUCUAACAGCAGCGCACUGUGCCGAGGACGCACAAAACAACAAACCGGAUGUGGCCCGUUUUGCUGACAUAAAUCUGUACAACGACACGGACGAUCAGUACGCACAGCAGAUAAGGAUCGUGGAGAUCAUCCGUCACCCGGAGCACAAGUUUCGGGCACGAUACCACGAUAUUGCUCUCAUGCGUCUAGAGCACGGUGUGAAAGUGCACGAUACUGUCGCUCCUGCCUGUCUGUGGACGGAUGAUGAGAUUCGCUUCAAAACUUUCGAAGCCACUGGCUGGGGUGACACUGGUUUCGGUGCUGAGAAAACACCAAAUCUGCUGAAAGUAUCGCUCGCUCCCGUGGACAAAGAGCGAUGCACUGAACAUUAUCUCAAUCUGCGUGGAUUAAGGGCUGGCUUGCAUGCGAAUCAGUUGUGUGCCGGUGAUGCACAAAUGGAUACAUGUCCGGGCGACUCUGGAGGACCGUUGCAGGUCAAGCUGCUCCACAACACUCGCAUAACGCCGUUUCUGGUCGGAGUAACGUCGUUCGGGACUGCGUGUGGUCUGUCAGUGCCGGGAGUUUAUACAAGAGUUGCUCCGUACGUACCUUGGAUUCGGACCGUGCUGAACGAUCGCGGAGAAAAUGCGACAGAGUGGAAGUUUCAGCCACAAGCAUGUGCCCUCCGUUAUGCAGAGUAUCGAGAAUACGAACCGAGAAUUUUAUUGCACAAAUCGAAUGUAGAGGAAUCGGUCGACUUGUCGGAAGCUCAUCUGUUCGACGAAGCAUCAAUGCAGCUAGUAUCUAUUCAUUGGAACGGGACAGAAGAGCAACAGGAGUGUUUCGGAGUGAUAAUAGACGAGAGUACUGUCGUUACUCUAGCCCGCUGUGCUAUGAAGAAUGGGACUCCUCCAUCCUAUAUAAGAUGUCUAGGCAAUGAGACAAACGUCGUUACUCAGUCCUACAAGCAUCCCAAUUGGACUGAAGGCUCACUUCAUGCAGAUGUUGGACUUCUUAAGCUGAAAGACCCGCUGCAGUUUUCCGAAUACUUCACGCCUGCAUGUAUUUGGGAACGAGAGGACCUACCUGAUUCCGAGUUUGAAGUAUCUGGUCGUGGUUUGUUGGAACUGAACACAAUUCACGUGCGUGAAAAAGAUUUGGAGACUUCCGCUUCUCUCAACCGUACCAUCGAUGUGCUUGGUGUGGUGAAGGUCCACAACGCUACCAAUUGUUCUCACAUCACAGAUUUAUCACCAGCGGAACAGUUUUGCUUCGGUGCAGAUCCAUUCCUAGUCCCAGGCACCUGUCAGCAAUCAGCCGGCGGGCCAAUACAGCGCGAAGUAAUGCGAUCUUCUCGCAGUCUCAUGUACGUGUUCGCGUUGAACCUUGAGGGUCGAGACUGUGGCUUUGGGGAGCCAGCUGUAGCUCUGCGGCUGGCGACUCAUAUGCCUUGGAUGGAAUCGGUACUUUUGCUGCAGACAGAUGAGGAAGAAGACAGACCGGCGCAGUUCAUAUUUUUAAACAACGAUUUGGAAGAGGGAGAUUCUUGCACGGUUGAUAGCAGAGUAUCCGGAGUUUGUACAAGUGCGAUCAACUGUCCCUGGAUGUUGCAUCGCUUCCGUCAGAAUCAACCGGUUCGCUUUUGCCAGAGUGGUUCAGUGCUGUGCUGUCCCAGAGAGCACAUCCGCAACGAAACGGAUGCGGAGUGGAGAGAGAUCGACGCUUGUGCGAGUGAACCGAUUGACGAGGAGGAAGGCUUCGAUCCAAACAGACAUAUAGCCAUCAUUGCUUGGACGGCAGGAGAGGAAGAGCAAGGUUGCAUCGGGACAAUGAUCACCAGCAGAACGUAUGUGACGGCAGCCAGCUGUCUGGAAGGUCCCGUUGAACCGAUGUACAUACGCGUGGAGCUUAGACAGCUACCAAUGGAGAUAUACAUGGUUGUGGAGAACAUUACAGUUCAUCCGGAGUAUGAUAGCGCUACGAAACGUCACAAUAUUGCAUUGGUAUCCACCAUUAACCGUACUGAGGAAUUUUUCGGCAAGGUACCGGUGUGUCUCUGGAGCAACGCAACGCAUACACCGUUCUACCUAGGGCAGGUGGGUUUGUCAGAUAAUAAUGAUCCAACCACAUCGACAGCCUAUACGAAAUUCAACACUGAUUGUGAGCAAUCGUUUGGAAGACCUCUUGCAUCUGAAGAGUUGUGCUUGAAUGUGGAAUAUCCAGAGGACGUGUUUGUGGUUGAUGAAGGUACACCGGCGUUCUGGACCCGUCCGGGCUCUACUCACUAUCUCGUCGGUAUUGCUAGCCACAGUGCGCCGAACGAUAGUAGUGUGUUUAUGCACACGCGAAUUGCACCGUAUGUGAGCUGGAUUAAAAGUGUUUUGUAAGAAAUUGUUUGGACUCCUUGGUUAAUGUACGAUGUCCAGGAGAAAUUGAAGAAGUUUUUGACCGGAAAAGAAUUUAGUAAAACAUUGUUUAUUGCAACUAUAAUGCGGAUAGCAAUGAGGAGUGAAAUUUGGAAAUAAAACUGAAGGACAUACCUUAUUUCUUGAUGUGGAUAGCUAUCGUCAUUGGAGAUUUAGGAGUCUCUUCAAUUCCAAUUUAUACGAACAUAAUAGGCUAUAUUAGACCUUAGGUCAUGGCUUGCUGGCUCACUAGACUUAAUGAAAGCACGUAGUUCGAUGAUCAGGCUUCAGUACAAAGGAAAGGCCCGGAUGAGAUUUGAACCCUAGUCUUGCCGUACGAAUACCAGCGUAGCUGUCCUUUCUAUCAUUGGGUCGCCCCUAAAGAGAUCCUUUAAUCAAUUAAAAAGUGUGUAGUCGAUGCUUAACCGAGAGAUAUCAGAGAUAUCAAUUUUCAAAAUAAAUCCCUCAAAACCUAUAUUUAUCACUACAGAGAAGUCUAAAACACAGGAAGGAUGCUCGGACGAAAAAGAAUGGAACAAGACACCAUCCACCACCAGAAAAGUUUUCACCAUAAUGUUUGGCCCUAAAAAAAAAAAUUCUCCAGCACAUCAUCAUAUCCAUUAAUUCAAACAUAAACGGUUGAUUUCCCUUUCGGUUGGACACGAUUUUACUAUGCUUAUGGACAAACUUUCGCUAACGCUUCACAUCUUCCUUUGUUGUCAAUCAGACGAAAAAAAAACACCCAAUUUCCAUAGUAGAUAAUAAAAACGAUCACGCCUAAUGUA
This is a messenger RNA of Anopheles stephensi (Asian malaria mosquito), 3653 nucleotides long. RefSeq lists its product as uncharacterized. The record is from RefSeq and is a predicted model, not a curated record. Gene Ontology annotation, biological process: proteolysis. Gene Ontology annotation, molecular function: serine-type endopeptidase activity. Bases 178 to 2850 code for a protein of 890 amino acids. The transcript is spliced from 10 exons. Lineage: Eukaryota; Metazoa; Arthropoda; Insecta; Diptera; Culicidae.